AUGUCAAGUGCCUUUCCCGUCAUCAAUACUUCCUUUGCAGGACCAGACUCCACUCGGACCUGGACCACAUCCCUCUCCUCGGGACCAGUUCCUCUGGUGACGUUAACUUCGAUUCAAACAGAGACCAUAUACCCCACCUGGGUCUUUACAAUAUCUGAUCAAGGGCCUGGUUCCAGCAGCACUACGACUACGGUGUUGGUCAUUUCGUGGCCAACACUAAGCCCAAAUCCGGCAACUACGGCUCUGACAACGGCCCAGCAGUCGAUAACUGAGCAGGACACUGUAAUAUCGAGUCUCGCAUCUACAAUACCAACAGUCUCGGAGCCCCCGACUCCGACAUUGAGCCCACCAACCACGGCUCUAUCAAGUCCAAUGGAAGAACAACCCAUUUCAGCCACUUCAGAGACAAGACUCCCGCCAUGGCAUCCCGAUGCUUCCAACAGCAUGUGGAUUCUACCUUUUCCACCGACUAGCUCGAGUAUAUCUCUAUCAUCGCCACUGUCUACCUUACCAGAGACAACCGCAAGCUCCACUAGUACCUCGACCAGCUCGAGCACAGCAUCCACAAACGAGUCCUCGAUCUACCCCUCCACCGGAGUCGUCACAGAUAAAAGCACAUCAUCCAACUUAGCCAAAACCGAGUCCUCAAGUCCCACAUCCUCCAAAAUCGGAACGAUCGUUGGGAGCAUCCUCGGAGGCUCAGCCCUCACCAUCUUUACCCUUCUAGCCUGCGCUCUCUUCCUCCGUCGCAGACGACGCAAAAAGACAACAGAGCGUCUAGGCAUUCGCCAAAAACUACUACGCGGCGACUCAAUGACCUCCUCAAUCGGCUACCACCGUUACAGCCCCUCCCCCUCAAUCCCAGACAACAUCAGCUCCAAAUCCCAACGGAUCCCGGUCAUCCCCCUGCAACAGCAGCCCUCCAAUCCAGACCUCUCUCUGGACGGGAUGUAUCUACGCGGCGAGCGCACAGCGCAGGACCCAUUCGCCGACCCGUCUGUCCUUGCCAUCGCCGCUCCGUCUCGCGCGGCCUCGUUCUACUCUUCGUCUACCCGGGACUGUGAGCGCGAGAGCGCGGAUGUCCUCGCUGGACCCCGUGCGAGCAUGGGGUAUCUACAUACGUCCGUGAUGCGCGAUAGUAUGCGCAGUGAUCCGUUUGAUCUUGACCUGGAGCCUCCGCCGAGCGCGCACCACCGCCCUCCUGUUCCUCCGCUUUCGACGCCGUGGGGUGUCAGGUUCUAG
This is a messenger RNA of Penicillium bovifimosum, 1242 nucleotides long. RefSeq lists its product as uncharacterized. The coding region runs from base 1 to 1242 and encodes 413 amino acids. Lineage: Eukaryota; Fungi; Ascomycota; Eurotiomycetes; Eurotiales; Aspergillaceae. The transcript has a single exon. The record is from RefSeq and is a predicted model, not a curated record.